Molecule: messenger RNA, 2072 nt
Organism: Daucus carota subsp. sativus
Lineage: Eukaryota; Viridiplantae; Streptophyta; Magnoliopsida; Apiales; Apiaceae
Product: amino acid transporter AVT6A
Exons: 6
Coding region: 300-1682 (460 amino acids)
Biological process (GO): amino acid transmembrane transport
Molecular function (GO): L-amino acid transmembrane transporter activity
Source: RefSeq, a predicted model, not a curated record
UUUUUCAAAAACUGUAAUUCCCACUUUUUUUUUUUACCAAUUUACAACCGCAUAGAAUUAUAUAUUUAUAUACAAUUAUACAUACAGUUUUAUUGCGUCAAGCUAUCUCUUUUCUUGUUGUGUUGCAGCUGAACCCCAUUGAAAUUUGACCCGGAGAAAUACAAUUCAUCUAUCUUCUGGGUUCUUCAAAUCUUACAAUUUUCAGAUCUUCUUGGAUUGAGGUCAAGGGGUUCAAGCUGCUUAAUUAAGGUUAAAACAGAUUCAAUCUCAACUUAAAAAGGAAGAGUUUGUAGAAGAAAAUGACAAUAGUGACACAAGAAAAUAAUAGAUCAAGGAAGAACAAGAAUUCAAUCAGUGAUCCGCAGGAACCUUUGUUACCUACCAAGCAUGAGGAAGAUGUUGGUUUUGACGAGUUUAACGGGGCUUCGUUUACUGGAGCUGUUUUUAAUUUGUCCACCACUGUUGUUGGUGCUGGAAUUAUGUCAUUGCCUGCGACUAUGAAGGUUUUGGGUUUGGUUCCGGGGAUUCUUGUGAUCAUUUUUAUGGCAUUCUUGACGGAGGCUUCUAUUGAGAUGCUAAUCAGGUUUAGUAAGGUCGGGAAGUCAUCUUCUUAUGGAGGUCUUAUGAAUGAUGCAUUCGGAAAGUACGGAAGGAUGGUGCUGCAAAUAUGUGUUUUAGUUAAUAACAUUGGUGUACUUGUUGUGUACAUGAUUAUCAUAGGUGAUGUUCUUUCGGGAACAACCGCUGAUGGAGUUCACCAUGCUGGUGUUCUGGAAGGAUGGUUUGGAGUGCAGUGGUGGAAUGCUCGUACUAUUGUCCUCCUUAUCACAACCCUUGUGGUUUUUGUUCCAUUGGCUUGUUUAAAGCGUAUAGAUUCAUUGAGAUAUACAUCUGCAUUAUCAGUGGCACUUGCAGUUGUGUUCCUUGUUGUCACAGCAGGAAUCACAAUUUUCAAGUUAAUAAGUGGAAGCAUUAUGAUGCCCAGAUUGCUACCUGAAGUUACUGAUGUCACAUCUGUGUUUAAACUAUUCACUGUAGUACCUGUUCUUGUUACUGCAUACAUCUGUCACUACAAUGUUCACACAAUAGAAAAUGAACUUGAAGACAGGACAAAGAUAAAAGCAGUUGUCCGUACCUCGCUUGUUCUCUGCUCAUCCGUGUAUGUAAUGACAAGCCUCUUUGGGUUUCUUUUAUUUGGUGAUGAAACUCUUGAUGAUGUGCUUGCCAACUUCGACACAAAUCUAGGAGUUCCAUAUAGCUACUUGCUUAAUGAUGCAGUUCGUGUUAGUUAUGCUGCACAUUUGAUGCUUGUCUUUCCCAUUGUUUUCUUCCCGCUAAGAUUAAACCUGGAUGGGCUCUUUUUCCCUUCUGCCAGACCUUUGGUUUCCGACAAUAUAAGAUUUGCAUCGAUCAGCUUUGGCCUAAUUGCUCUUAUUUUCUUGGGUGCAAAUUUCAUACCUAGCAUCUGGGACGCAUUCCAGUUCACGGGGGCCACUGCUGCAGUUUGUAUAGGUUUCAUCUUUCCUGCUGCAGUUACUCUUGCGGAUCGUCAUAAAAUAGCUACAAAGAAGGACAAGAUCUUGUGUGUCUUCAUGAUUGUCCUUGCUGUCUUCUCUAACCUGGUAGCUAUUUACAGUGAUGCUUAUGCAUUGCUCAAGAGAAAUGAAUCACCACGGGAGUGAUCUCUGUUCUUUACAUGACAGCAUCGGCAGGAUUGUUUUGUGGAAUCAAGAGCUCGGGUUUCUGAAUUUUUGCCAAGUCAGAGUUUUCAUAGAAAAGCAUAUGAUCACUGUUGAAGUCACUACUGCUUUUUGGAAACUGUAUAUAGGUUUAUGCCUUGGAUACAUUUCUCCUAGUUUGCUACCUGGUGUGUUGAUUUCUUGUUGUAUGAUAGUAUAUUAUUGUCAAUACAGGCAAUAGAAAUAACAAGAAAGCUGCCUCUGGUUCAAGAUUGAAACCCUUGUGCUCUUCUUGAUACUACUGUAAAUCUCAUAGUCUAUGUAUUUCAAAUUUGCUGGUGAUGUUAAAUGUACAAGUAUUACUAAAAAUAUAAAUAUUCUAUUUUUUGGUAA